UCCAUCGUCUGCUUGCUCUGUUGGCUCUGUUGGCGUACACCGUGCGACGUGUUUCUUCUCUAAAAAUGUUAUCAGGUCGGUCCUCGCUUUCUGCAGUUUAGAUCAAGUAAGGCGGCUAUACGGGUUGAGCGUGUCGAAAUGGCGAGGCAGCGGCGCAAAGAGCUCAAAGACGUCCCACGCAAGCCUUUGGCCGCUCAGCAUCCUCGACAGUGCCCAAACGCGAGCGACGACGGGUCAAUGGGACCCUGGGCACCCCAACUUUACACGGCGUUCAAGGCGCUGUUCUCCGCUCGACUGUGUGCGGCAGUGUGGAGCAGCAUCUCCGACUGCGAUGAGACGUUCAACUACUGGGAGCCGACGCACUUCCUGAUGUACGGCAAGGGCCUGCAGACGUGGGAGUACUCGCCGGUGUACGCGAUCCGCUCGUACGCCUACCUCUGGCUGCACGUGCUGCCGGGCCUCUUCUACAGCAGCUUGCUCCAGUCGAACCGGGUGCUGGUCUUCUACUUCAUGCGCUGCAUCCUGGGCUUCGCGUGCUCCCUCUGCGAAGUGUACUUUUACAGGGGCGUCCUGCACCGCUUCGGGCCCGUGGUGGCGCGGACCACGCUGGUCCUGCUGCUCUUCAGCACCGGCAUGUUUGUGUCGAGCACGGCGUACCUCCCGAGCACCUUUUCCAUGUACGCCACGCUCGUCGCCACGGGCGGCUGGUUCAUGGGGGACACGCGCGUCACUGUGCUCGCCACGGCCAUCGGGGCCCUGGUGGGAUGGCCCUUCUCGGCGGCACUCGGCCUGCCCGCCGCCCUGGACGUGGUACUCUUGAAGCGCAAGGCCCGCCCGUUCCUCACCUGGUGCGCCGUCUCGCUGGCCAUCGUGCUGCCGGCGCUCAUCAGCGUGGACAGCCACUACUUCGGGCGCCCCGUACUGGCACCGCUCAACAUCGUGCUGUACAACGUGUUCAGUAGCCACGGGGCCAACCUCUACGGCGUCGAGCCGUGGACCUUCUACCUGAAGAACGGCGCGCUCAACUUCAACUUCGCCUUCCCGGCCGCGCUGUUGGCGGCGCCGGCUCUGGCUCUGGCGCGCUACCUGAACAAGAAGCGCACCGCCGGCGUGCUGGACAUCUCCCCGAUGUAUCUCUGGUUCGCCAUCUUCUUUAGCCAGGCCCACAAGGAAGAGCGCUUCCUGUUCCCCGUCUACCCGCUCGUCUGCCUCUGUGCCGCCGUCACGUUGGACAGUCUCGAAGCUUUGGUCGGCGGAUCGGCGAGGCGACUCGAGCGUCUGGGCUCCAGCGCCUCCCGCUUCCUCUGGGUGGCUUUCCUGGCCACCACGACGCUGCUGUCCAUCUCGCGCACCGUGGCGCUAUAUCGCAACUUCCGGGCUCCCAUGGAGAUCUACAUGGAGCUGGCGCCGCUCGCCGGCGACGGCCGGGCGACCACGCUAUGCCUGGGAAAGGAGUGGUACCGCUUCCCUUCGUCCUUCUUCCUUCCUGAGAACUGGCAGCUGGCCUUCCUCGAGUCCGAGUUCCGAGGACAGCUGCCCAAGCCCUUCGCCCAGGGGCCGCAUGCCACGCGACUGGUGCCUCGGGACAUGAACGACCAGAACCGGGAGGAACGCUCGAGGUACGUGCAGGCCUCGCAGUGCGACUACCUCGUCGACACCGACGGCCCGGACGUGACGGAGCGGGAGCCCAACUACUCGGCCAGCCCGGACUGGGAGGUGGUGUCCUCCAUCAAGUUCCUCGACAGCAAGAGGUCGUCGCUCUACGGAAGAGUCUUCUACAUUCCCUUUGUGACUGAGAGGUGGUGCUCUUACGUCAACUACAACCUACUCAGAAGGAUCAAAGCGGACCGAGGCUAGGCGCAGUGACUUGGUUCGCUCGAGUGGCAGACGCCCAUUCCGAAUUUGUAGCUCGCAGACUGCUCGCGGGAAAUGGCAGAUACGAAGCGGGGUUUGUUGGCUCGCGCAGGCGGUUCAGCUUUAGCUCCUCACCGCGAGCUGCGUUUGAAGGGAAGGUAGAAGCCAAGACGCAUUCCUUCUUGGGAACUUGGUAGAUCUCAGAAACUUGCCGUUUCCUGGUG
This is a messenger RNA of Ixodes scapularis (black-legged tick), 2078 nucleotides long. It is a transcript of the gene Alg9, whose product is annotated as alpha-1,2-mannosyltransferase ALG9. The coding region runs from base 139 to 1857 and encodes 572 amino acids. Gene Ontology annotation, biological process: protein N-linked glycosylation. Gene Ontology annotation, cellular component: endoplasmic reticulum membrane. The record is from RefSeq and is a predicted model, not a curated record. Gene Ontology annotation, molecular function: alpha-1,2-mannosyltransferase activity. NCBI's taxonomy places the organism in Eukaryota, Metazoa, Arthropoda, Arachnida, Ixodida, Ixodidae. The transcript has a single exon.